AUGGAGAAGAAACAAGUUUCAAAACGCUUAUAUGUUGGAGGACUUGGCCAUACGGUUUCUAAGGCUGAACUGCAGGAAAGAUUUGGCAGGUUUGGGCAUGUUUUGGAUGCAGAGAUUAUUACCAGAAAAGAUGAUCAGGGGAACCCUAUGAAAACUUUUGCUUACAUCACUGUCAGCAUUUCUGAUGCAGAUCUUAGAAAGUGCAUGUCAAUUUUAAAUAAAACAAAAUGGAAAGGGGGGACACUGCAAAUUGAGUUGGCCAAAGAAAGCUUUUUGCACAGGCUUUCCAUGGAGAGGGAGGAAGCAAAGCUGCAGAAGGAAAAGCCACAGAGAAAGGACAAAACGUGUCUGUUAGAAUCACUGAAAAAGGCUGGAGUUGUAGACUUUCACAUGAAAGCAGUACCGGGCACAGAGGUGCCAGACCAUAAGAAAUGGGUUGUUGGUAAAUUCGGCAGAGUCUUGCCUAUCCUGCACCUUAGGAGUCAACAAAAAAAUAAAAUUGUGAAAUAUGACCCAUCAAAAUAUUGCCAUAACCUUAGAAAGCUGGAGCCAGACUUGACACAUGUAGUUCCUAUAUCCAAGCUUACUUGGCACUUGGAAGAGAGAGAUGACAGCAUAAACAAGAAGCGGCAGGGAGAGUUCCCUGUAACUAAGAAGCCACCUAAAAAACUGAGGCAACUGGGCAGUGAGGCUCUUAAUGGAGCAGUAGUUCUCUCUUCUGGGUGCCAGUCAUGUUCAAAAAACACAAGCUCAUCACAGCUAGAUCAGAGAUCAAAAUCCAAAUCCAGUGAGAAGUCUAAAUUGCCUCCAUCAAGCAGUCUUAAUAGUAAAAUAUCAGGGAGAGGUUUAUUACCAGAUAAAAGUGAUGUUUCUGGAGUUACAGCUCAAAAUAAUGUGAGUGUUUCUGAUAGUGACAUUGAUUCUGAAGAGGAAAUCAGAGCAAUGGUAAAGAAAGAGACAGAAAUACAGAAAGCUGAAAAUGUCGAGACUGAAAGUGACCACGUGGAAAUUGUUGGGGCUAAUUUUGAAUUAAAGUGCAGUAGUCACUGGUCCUUAAGUAAUCCAGACACCAUGAAGAAAGCUGUCACAAGAAGUUGUAGAGAGAAAGAGACACUGGAAUACGAUAAUGGUUAUGAUUCAGCAGAUACAGAUGAAAUUAUUGCUGAAAGUAAAACCCCAGAUCUAUGUAGCAGGAAAACUGUAAUUUUAGAAGAUCCUAAACAGGUGAACGUGGAAAAUGAAGAAAUACUAACUAACAAAAAAUGUGAUUUGGUAAAUGACUCCUCACUGAAAACUCGAAAUUUAAAAGAAGAAUACAUUGAAAGAAAAGGGAAAAUGAAAAAAUCCAAAAUUGCUGCCUUGCAGAGUACAGCAGUUAACAGUACAGCAAAGACAAGUGAUAGUGAAAGCUCUUAUUCGGAGUCUGAGAAAGGGGAGUCUGAAAUCAAUUCUGAUUAUGAAUCCAUGAUGCAAAACUGUUAUCGCUUAGACCUUACAUUAGACGACUUAAAAGCAUUAGCUAUUGAAAACACUGGGACACCAGUAGAAGAAUCAGACAGUACACAGAGUUCUAGUCAGUGCAGUGUUGAAGAAAAUUCUAAGGGUAAUGUUGUAAAUAAAACAAAACUUUCUAAAUUUCACCCUGCAGUUAAAAAACAAUGUAUCUGUCCUGAAGAUGUAGUUGCUGCGAUUUUAGCAGGGGAGGAGAAUGUUGAUGAAGAAAGCUCCAAGGGACAAAAUAAGUUGCGUUUGAAAUAUCAGCCCUUCAGAGGAAUGGGAUCCCUUUGUGAAAGAGAGUUAACUAAGGACAGCACUGGUUUAAAGAAGAGGUCUGUGAUGAUGAGUGUCAGUUCUUUGCAAGAAGACCAAAAUUCAGAACAUGGACAUGCUGUUCCUAGUGCUGAUCAGAGCGAAGAUGAGAGCAGUGACAUGGAUGGUAAUGCUGCGGCGUCACAGAAACAUGUUAAACAACAACUGAAAAGCCCAAAACUGCUUUCAAAAAAAUUGAAGAGGGAUGUAAGCAAUAAAAAUCCAGAAUGUGAAGCUAAUAAAUGUGAGAAUGGGAAGACAAGGCUUCUGGAAAAUAAGGAGCUUUGUCUUCAUGCUACUGCUUCAAAGGAACCUAAUACAAAAAAGAAACAGUUGCAGGAUAACCAGAGGAGGCUGGCAGCUCUGGAAGAGAGACAGAAAGAGAGAGAAUUACAGAAGAAACUCAUUCAAGGAGCUCUUUCAAAUCUGGAUAGCCAGCCAGCAGGCAAGCAUAAACACAUCAUAUUCAAUUCAGAUGUGGAAAGUGAAGCUGAAGUAGAUGAGAUAUUGAAGAAAGAUGCGAGUUUGGGAAAUCUGCAUGAAGAAGAUGAAUCUGCUCCUAAAACUUCAGGCAGACUGUUUGAAAGCAGUGAGGAUGAGCAAGAUGAUACAGAUAAUGAGAGAUUCAAAAUUAAACCCCAGUUUGAAGGCAAAGCUGGUGAAAAACUCUUGAAAUUGCAAUCACGAUUUGGCACAGAUGAAAGAUUUCGCAUGGAUGCUCGAUUCCUUGAAAGUGACAGUGAAGAAGGUGCAGAGACAAACAUCUUGAAGGCAGAUGAGGAAGAAGAACUUGCUGCGGAGAAAAAGAAAAAUCUGCGAAUCCUGGGAAACCUCUUGAAUGUCAACCUGGAACACCCUAAGCCAACUAAAACAGCCACAAGUGCAAAGAAAUUCAAAGAUAUUAAUGCCCUCCGCUAUGAUCCCACAAGACAGGACCAUGCAAUUUUUGAAAGGAAACCAAGUGCUAUGGAAAAAGAGAGUAAAGCUAAAAGGAAGAAGAAGAGGGAAGAGAGUGAGAAACUGCCUGAAGUGUCUAAAGAAAUGUAUUAUGAUAUUGCUGUUGAUUUAAAAGAAUUGUUUGGAUCUUCAAAGAGAAAAUCAGAAAAAAAUGAAGAAAUACCCUGGGACAAAGAUGAUGCAGAGGACUCUACCCCACCUGGCGAUUUGGGACCUAACCUUGGGACUAACGUAGCUCAGGAGUCUAGUGGUUUCACAUUUUCCUUCUUUGGAGACAUGGAGGAGUCAGGCAUAAAAGAAGAGCCCUACAUACUUGAAACAAUAAAACCUGUAAAAGUCACAUGGCAAGAAGAUCCACGUUUCCAAGACAGCAGUUCUGAGGGUGAUGAUGAACCAGAGGCAUCAGAAAGUGAAAGGGACAAAGAAAUGUUUUUCUCUUUACCACAGACAGAAAGUGCUAGAUUUUUCUUCUUCUCCAAAGAUGAUGAACGACUAAGAGAGGGCCCUAAGUUAUUUUGUAGAUCAUUAGACCUCAGUGAAGAAAAAGAUGGUUGGGAAGACAGACGUAGCUUAUUGCUUGAGGUGAGAAAAAAAAAAUGCCGGAGGAAGCAUAAGGAUGCAAGAAGGAAAGUGAAAGCAAAACAAUAA
This is a messenger RNA of Nipponia nippon (crested ibis), 3414 nucleotides long. NCBI's taxonomy places the organism in Eukaryota, Metazoa, Chordata, Aves, Pelecaniformes, Threskiornithidae. The record is from RefSeq and is a predicted model, not a curated record.